GGUUAGAUUCAGUUUGGAAUAGUCAGUCUUGGCGCAAAGUGUGCCUAGAGGAUCACAGAAAUAUAUAAAGCUAACAAGGAUACAACAAGGAUACUAGAACGAUGCAGCGAUCGGUGUUGCUCCUGCUAGUUUCGUCCCUUCUGUUGUGUGCGGCAAUGGCGAUGCCCGCGAGUGUGGAGAAGGCCGAGGAUGACUGGCUGGACGAAGUGCUGCCGGGUGGCGCGGACAGCGAGGAGCUGCAGGACCUGGACAUCAGCACCGGAAACCACAUCAAGAAGCGGUCUGCCAAGGACGCCAGCAGCUCCUCCGAGGAGCACAAGGACAAGGCUAAGGACAAGGCGAAUAGCUCCGGGGAUUCCUCUUCCGAGGAGAAGUCAACAACCACCACCGAGAUUCCUGCCAGAAAACGACGGGAAAUUUUAUCUAGAAGAAGGCGUGAGGUUAACGCAGACGACCAGUUGACGGAGCAGAAAUCCAGCGAUGAGCCGGAACUGGAUGACCAGGCCGAGAAGGAGCUGGAUGAGACUUUGGAAAACACCAGCAUCGAGGACUAUGCCCAGGGCUGUGAGGUCUCGGAUGUUGUCAGCGUCAAGGAGGCCAAUGAGGUUAAUGAGGCCAAUGAGGCCAAUGAGGCCACCUACGCCGAAUGAUUUCUAUAACACCUAAUGAUUAACAAUAAACAUGAUGAAAACCUUAAA
Molecule: messenger RNA, 698 nt
Organism: Drosophila rhopaloa
Lineage: Eukaryota; Metazoa; Arthropoda; Insecta; Diptera; Drosophilidae
Exons: 1
Coding region: 102-650 (182 amino acids)
Source: RefSeq, a predicted model, not a curated record